This is a messenger RNA of Dichomitus squalens LYAD-421 SS1, 1422 nucleotides long. RefSeq lists its product as uncharacterized. The transcript is spliced from 2 exons. Gene Ontology annotation, molecular function: N-acetyltransferase activity. Bases 1 to 1422 code for a protein of 473 amino acids. The record is from RefSeq and is a predicted model, not a curated record. NCBI's taxonomy places the organism in Eukaryota, Fungi, Basidiomycota, Agaricomycetes, Polyporales, Polyporaceae.
AUGGCAUUCAACGAUAAGACGGUGGACUCUAAGCCCACAACGCCCAUUCGCAGAGCAGGGGAACUUGAGCAAUACUACAACGUCGCCAGCCGCAUAGGUAUCACCCAAUGGGUCAUCGUCUCUGCGCGCUAUGAGCACCCUUCGCUAAACAUCGUCAGCAAACCGGUCUUGUUUACGGCGCUCGGCGAGGUUGUGCGCAGCUUGGCUGCGUUGCACGCGCGCUUGCCGCCGCCCUCUGAGCCUCCUAUAUGGCAACGCCUGCCCUCCGUCGAUCUAACCAAGGUGGUGAUAUGGCUCGACAGAAAUCGCGACGACCUGAAGGCGAUCUAUGAAGAAAUCUGUAUCACGCCAAUGGAGUUUUCGGAGGACGUGCCCUGGUGGAAGUUAUAUGUACUCCGCGACGGGACGGUUGUCUUCGCAUUCAACCAUACCAUCGGUGACGGUCAGAGCGGCCUCGCUUUCCACAACGCGCUAUUCCACGCGCUAAACAGCCUCAAGGAUGAAGACAUACCCUCCGAGCACUCGGGCCUUGUCACAGACCUACCCCAAAACCUCCCGCUGACGCCGUCCCUCGAAGAAGCCGCGCCCCGUCAACUCGCCAUCCCCUUCUUCAUGUUCAUCCGCGUCGUAUUGGAGACGUACCUCCCUUUUCUCUUUUCCUGGGAUAGAAAGUGCGUUUGGAGCGGAAAUCCCAUCCCAACCGUGAUCACGCCCGAAGUCAACGUUCGCAUCCUGCGCUACUCUGCUGAAGAUGCCACCACGCUCCUCAAGCUCUCGCGCGAACGCCAGGCGACGCUCACCGCUACCCUGCACACCCUCGCAUUCGUCGUGCUGUCAAGGCUCAUCCGCGCGCUGCCGAACGGAGAGGGAGAGAAGUACCAGAAGAUUGUAACCAGCUAUCCGAUCUCGAUGCGCAGGUAUACCGGCGCGCCCGAGACCGCGAUGUGUGUCCAUUUCUCGCACAGUCAGGAGCCGCAGGAUCUGCUUCCUGCCAGUGCGGGCACGGACGCGAAAUCCUUCCCUUGGAAUGCAGCCAAGAGGCACACCGAGUUCCUCAGGGAGGAGCUCCUGCAUACCGGCCCGAUCAUUGGGAUGUUGCAGUUCCUCUUCGGUCGUUACGAGGAGUACUUCCGUGGACACCUCGGCAAGAAACGCUCAGCAGGCCUUACCAUCUCGAACCUAGGGACAUUCAAUCCGAAGCGCCCGAAAGGCGUUGAGGGGGCAUGGACGAUCAGCGACACACUGAUUUCACAGGGCGACGCAACCCUCGGCGCAGCACUGAAAUUGAACGUUACUGGCUCGCCGGAGGGGGGCCUUGGGAUCUUAGUCACGUGGGGAACCAGUGCGGUCGAGAAGAGCUUCGCUGAAGAGUUCGCCCGCGGUUUCGAGGACGGGUUACAAGAUCUGAUUAGGGGUCAGUAG